AUGAUCAGCCGUAUUCGCAGCAAAGCUUCUGCUCGGUCCUUCAGCAAAUCUUUCAAGCUUGAUCGGGGCGAGAGACUAAGAGCCGACUCCCCCGGCUUAGAGUGGGACAAUUGUGGCAGCAGUGUGGAGGCAGACUUUGAUCACUUUACGGGUUCAGAGCAAGGCUAUGCUGCACGAAGAUCUCCUCCGCCCCCCGAAUGCGUGUCCAGACUGGAAGCGCGUGGAGCUCCUGCAAGCAGCAUUCCGUCCGAGAUACCGCUGCGUGUCGACACCACGGGAGGUUCCGGAUUCCAUGCGCUACAUCUACAGCAUAGCGACGGUAGUGGCAGCUCCUCUUCGGAAGAUGACCUCUUUACGCCCUAUCAUGCCCCUGACACUUUCGCCGACAGCAUGCAUCCGGUAAAGGCGCAACACGGUGCCAUGGUCCGACGCCAUACGGAUGUCGAGAGCUCCCGAGCGAUGGGAUCUAGUCCGGUCGACUCUCAAGACUACUUCAAGGUGCACUGGGCCAAGACAGGCCCUGUCCCGCCUGCGCGCAGAGCUAUCCGAGCGAAGAUAUCGACAACUGCUGUAUCGCCCUCACCUUCGUCGGCUUCUGCUCCGAGGCCAGGUCUGAGGCGUGCAGAGACGCAGCCUACUAUCAGAGCUACUGAAAUCUCGCACUUUGUGCGUGUUGAUCGUGCCGCCCUUGAAAGCCGAGCGGACCCAUUCGAUGACGAUCACGAAGUGACACAAGACUCGUUGCGCGUGUCCACAGCGACCAUUACAAGAGGAGCGCCGUCGACUUUCAACACUGCUGGAGGCAGGGAAGAAGACUUCAGUCUAACAAGCUCCACUGAUCUUGCAGACGGAGCACUUCGAAGAGAUCAUGCCCAGGCCCUCGAUAAACACCCUGCGCCCGUUGCCGUGACAGUGCCACGGGGAACCGACAGCGGGCGGGAAAAGCUGAAGGCGCUUCUGACGCAGUACAAUGACAGCGUGCAAAGGGCUUCGGAAGAAAUCCAUCUUUCGAUGACAAGCUCACAACGAAGAGAAAUGCAAUCCUCGAAUCCUCUCGCUAGUUCGAGCAGGUCCGCUCUACCACGCCCACUGCAACGUCUUGGUCUAGACGAGACGCCGCUGGAACAGCGCGCACAUCUGCUAGAGGGGCUAUUGAAACAUCUCAUCCAGGUGCACUUCUAUGAAGAGAUCGUCGAAGUCUUCUGCUACGGGUGCGGACCAAAGGCGGACGAUGCUGCAAAGACUCUGCUGUCCUAUCUGCAGUCAAUUAUCCCUCUCUCCUCCCUGCUCUCCUAUCAGUCGCGCACCCACACCCUACUCUCUUCUUCUCUCUCGGAAGCAGAGACAAUACGACACGCAUCUGGAACGCUGACGCGCCUGCACGCGCAUAUAGCGGCUCUCCUGGUCUGGGUGGGCAUCGUGGCGCGUCCAUCGGAAGCUGCAAGUCACAGCACAAAGGGGCAUGAGGAUCUCAAGACUGCAAGGGAUAGGCUGGCUGCGCUCUGUGCAGGUACGAGGCAGCAAGAGGAAGGGUGGGCUGAGGUCACCAUGGUGCCCAAAGGAGAGCGGACUAGGGCACAGACGAUCGGAAGCAGUGCGUCAUCCGAGGUCUUCCCAGCAACAGAGGAGAGGACACACGGCACUCCUGUAUUCCUCGUGCAGGGCCUAGGUCUCACUCUCCUCCCCUGCCCCGUUACAGACACUAGCUCCGCUACUGGGACUGAGGCAAAUGUUCCAGCAGAGGAAAAGACGUACCGGCAAUUGCUGCAGGCUGUAGCGGAGGGGGAGGGAGAGCAGGAGGGGGGAGCGGACAUCUGUCGGUUGGAGACGUUGCUUGAGGUGCAGGGCAGGUGGGUUUAG
Microstroma glucosiphilum is the source of this 1860-nucleotide messenger RNA. RefSeq lists its product as hypothetical. NCBI's taxonomy places the organism in Eukaryota, Fungi, Basidiomycota, Exobasidiomycetes, Microstromatales, Microstromataceae. The coding region runs from base 1 to 1860 and encodes 619 amino acids. The record is from RefSeq and is a predicted model, not a curated record. The transcript is spliced from 2 exons.